GAAGGUUGUCUCCCACCGACAACCAUCCUCGUAUACUUUUGUUGUUAAUGUUAAUCAUUUUCAUGGUUCCAGAUCUAUCUUUCUCUUUUCCAUUUGCCCUUCGUUUACUUGUUCAAAUACCCACAUAGUCAAUCUUCAGUUUUCCACUUCUUAAGCCUCCGCAUAUAAAACAAUGAGUUGGAGAGGCAUCUCUCUCUGUGUUCUUGUUAUUUUUGUUGUUUUAUGCAGUGCUAAAAUAGCACAUGCACAUGCUAGUAUGAAUCUCAGAAACAGCAGCAGCAACAGCAGCGAUACCGAUACCCAUCAAAAUUACACCCAGUUCCUUCUUACAAAUGGCGUUGCUCGUACGCCCCCAAUGGGUUGGAACAGCUGGAAUCAUUUUCAAUGCAACAUAGAUGAAUGGACUGUGAAGACUACUGCAGAUGCUCUUAUUUCAACUGGUUUGGCGGCACUGGGGUACAAAUAUAUAAAUAUUGAUGAUUGCUGGGCAGAAGGGAAGAGAGACUGGAGGGGUAAUUUAAGGGAAAAACCUUCUACUUUUCCUUCUGGAAUCAAGGCCCUUGCAGACUAUGUUCAUGCAAAAGGAUUAAAACUUGGCAUAUAUUCUGAUGCUGGUUACAAAACCUGCAGCAAGACAAUGCCUGGCUCUCUUGGGCAUGAAGAUAUAGAUGCAAGAACCUUUGCUGAAUGGGGAAUUGAUUACUUGAAGUAUGAUAACUGCUACCAUGAUGGUUCUAAGCCUCUAGAUAGAUUUGCUAGGAUGAGUUAUGCAUUGCAGAAGGUUGCCAGGCCAAUCCUUUACGCUAUAUGUGAAUGGGGAGAAGAGAAUCCAGCAAAAUGGGCCAGUCGGUAUGGUAAUGCUUGGAGAACUACAACGGACAUAAAAGACAAUUGGGAAAGUAUCACAUCAAUCGCAGAUGAAAACAACAUUUGGGGAAGAUAUGCUGGACCUGGCAGGUGGAAUGAUCCUGACAUGUUGGAAGUGGGCAAUGGAGGCAUGAGUUUGGAGGAGUAUCGAUCUCAUUUUAGCAUUUGGGCUAUAAUGAAAGCCCCUUUACUUAUCGGAUGUGACAUCCGAUCUGCAAGCAGAGAAACUCUAAGGAUUCUUGGAAACAAGGAAGUGAUUGAUGUUAAUCAGGAUCCACUAGGAGUGCAAGCAAGAAAAAUACGAUCGAAAGCAGGUCUAGAGGUUUGGGCAGGGCCAUUAUCAUCGAGAAGAGUGGUGAUAGUAUUAUGGAAUAGAAGCAAGUAUAGGGCUCCCAUAUCAGUGGGAUGGAGGGAGGUUGGACUCUCUCCAUCUAAUCCUGUUAGUGUUCGAGACUUAUGGGCGCACUCAUUCAUUUCCAAGAGUAUACGCUCUCGAUUGACUGCACAUGUUGCUCCUCAUGCUUGCAAAAUGUAUAUCCUAACUUCAAUCUAAAAGGACGAGAGGCUCUUCACUCCAUAAUAGUGAGUGAAUACAAUGUUCCCUUCUGAAGGCUGCUUAAUGAGGGAAGAGAAUCAGAAAUUUAAGAAGAAUAGGAUUUGUAAGGCUUUGUAAUACUUUAGCACAUUCACUUGCACGGAGAGCUAUUUGAUCUUCCCAUGUGGUAAUCUAGAUGGAAGACGUUCUACCUGAUGUUGCUCUUGUUCUUCAAGUUGAUCUCAACAGCCUCCUUUAACAAUUAUAUGCACUCUUUCUUCUCAAUAAUUAAGGUUGAUGGUUUUCAUUUUA
Molecule: messenger RNA, 1714 nt
Organism: Quercus lobata
Lineage: Eukaryota; Viridiplantae; Streptophyta; Magnoliopsida; Fagales; Fagaceae
Product: alpha-galactosidase-like
Exons: 15
Coding region: 173-1420 (415 amino acids)
Biological process (GO): carbohydrate metabolic process
Cellular component (GO): plant-type cell wall
Molecular function (GO): hydrolase activity, hydrolyzing O-glycosyl compounds
Source: RefSeq, a predicted model, not a curated record